Messenger RNA from Darwinula stevensoni, 786 nucleotides. Lineage: Eukaryota; Metazoa; Arthropoda; Ostracoda; Podocopida; Darwinulidae. The record is from the annotation of a GenBank genome assembly.
AUGAAUCCGAUGUUCACGCUGAUUGGGGGAGGGAUCAAAAGGCUGGAGCAGGCAACGAGAGAGAUGGGUUCGGUCUUGCCUAAGGGGGUGCAUUGGAUCAGAGACUCGGCGGUCAAGUUCGAUCCGGACAACAAGCGGGUUCGCACCAGCUCCGGUGAUGAGAUAAACUAUGAAUACAUGGUGAUGGCGAUGGGUGUUACACUCGAUUUUCACCAGGUACCAGGGCUUGAGGAAGCCCUGGAGAAGGACCCCAUGGUUUGCUCAAACUAUUCCCCAAAAUACGUUUCCAAGACGAGUAAAGCCAUCCAUGCCUUCAAGGAAGGAAAUGCCAUCUUCACGUUCCCGAACACCCCAGAAGCCCUGGAGAAGGACCCCAUGGUUUGCUCAAACUAUUCCCCAAAAUACGUUUCCAAGACGAGUAACGCCAUCCAUGCCUUCAAGGAAGGAAAUGCCAUCUUCACGUUCCCGAACACCCCAGUGAAGUGUGCAGGCGCGCCGCAGAAGAUCGCCUACCUGACCGACUGGCACUUCCGACGCGAAGGGAAGAGAGAGCGAGCAGAGGUGAUCUACAACACGUCACUCCCUGUGAUAUUUGGCGUGAAAAAGUACGCAGCAUCUCUGAUGGACGUGGUCAAGGAAAGAGGAAUCCAGUUGAACGUGAGGCGUAAUCUCGUCGAGGUUCGGUCAGACAAGAAGGAGGCCAUCUUCGAGAAUCUCGACAAUCCCAGUGAGAAGAUAACCUACAAGGUGAGUCGGAUGUGGUCCACGAGUUCAUCGAGGCACUGA